CUUUUGUAUAAUUUUGCUUUUCACUUCUUAAUUCAAAAUCCUUUGGAUCUUCGAGUCUGCGACGAGGUAUUUUACCAUUGUUUCAUGGUUUUGUCGACCGAAAUUUAACCUUGUAUUAAUUUAACCCUUACAAAUACAUACCGAUUUGUACAGGCACAAGAUCCUUACGUUUAUGAUUUUUUGCACGAUAAUUCUUCUGUAAAGGUGCCUUUUCUCGCAAUCGUAUACUGGCCACCUUUCCUUUGUGUUAUAAUAAAUUUUGUUUUUGCAUUUUUAGCUUUUCAUUUCUUCUCGUUAUGGCUUCCUUUACGCCUUUGAACGCAGCUGGCGAAGAUCUCGACAAAGAGAAACGCACCUUGGAAGUUCGGAUUGAAGAAGCGCUUCAGAUAUAUCAGAACGCAUUGCUGGCACAAAAAGAAAAUGACUGGGAGCUUGCUUCCAAACAUUACGAAAACUUGCUUAACCUUCGACUACUCCGUAAACCAAAUGUCUCUCAUUUAUCACGAAAGCCUAGGAAUAAUGCUCUCUUGCUCCUUCAUUAUCUUGUGCGAAAAAACCAUGGUGAAUUUCUCUUCUCUAGUGCCCUGUCCAAAAAGUUUCCAUUCUCGUCCGAAGCGGACGUAAUUGAUUUAUGUCGGCAGGCCGUCAAUGAUUUUGCCAUUGCUCUUGCCUGUGAUCCCAAUGACAUAGAUCUAUGGACCAAGGUUGCUGAACUAGCCGAAAAGCUACAUCUUUCGAGAAUCUUGAGGUUUGCAUUAGAGUCUUCCUUAUACACUGGGUAUGAGUCUUUUGAUCCUGCAUCAUCUUUGAUGAAGCCGGAUGAGUUAAAUCCUGGAAAGCUGGCUUCCCUUCAAAAAUUAUGCUCAAUUUUAAAACGCUUUCAUGUUCAACGUAAUGAUAUACCAAAACUUGACUUUUUUACUUUGACCAUGUAUACAUUAUCCCCUCAUUUUCCUUUUAUACCGAACGUCCCUUCUUCUCGUCCUUCUCUUGAAAUAUUUGCCAAAGUAAAAGCAGUAUCCCUUCCCGAUGAUUCCUUGCAUGGAGUUUUGGAUUUAAUUCUUAAUCUAUUCCGGCUCCUUGAGAAGCGUUUACCUUCCUACAGUACACCCUCCACAACCGUAUUUCUUAUCAAUGCCCCUAAUUUAAUGUCAUUAGGCGAUGACCUAGAUUCCACUGAUUCAGAAUUGUGGCCGGAUACAUCUACUAAAUCCGAACCAGAAAUCUCUGUUAAUAAACAACCUGCUCAACCAGAUCCGAUAUAUGCCAAUGACAUUGUCCCUCCUCCUUUACCACCCGUAGCUUCCAAAAGUCCGAAACGACCAGCCGAUGACUCAGAAGUCAGGAGUAGUAAACGUUCACGUGGUCGUGAACUUCGUGUCUCGUCAGAAACAAACCUUUUUCUCUCCAUAUUUAAUAUACUUGAAGACUUAAACGUGUCGUUGACUACAGAAUUUUCAAAACAAAAGAACCCGUUAGUCUUUGAUGGUAUCUUUGAACCUUACAAGGAUUUAUUUGAUGAAUAUCGACAACUGCUUAUCAAUUUUCCUAGUCAGGAUAACGUCAGUGACACUAGCAUAAGCGAUAUGUCUGCAAAUGGAGCCUUUUCUCAGAUGAUGCUGUUUGACUUGGCAAUGCAGAGUUCUCAUAGACUGGAGCACAUGGAAACAUCAAAUGAUUUUCUUAUUAAUUUGAUUUUGAAUAUAAACAAUAAAAAAAUGGUCCCUUCCGAACUUGCGGCUUUUUUCGUUCGCACAAUGUUAGAGCCUAUAGACGAUGAAGCUGAGGUUCCCCUAUAUAUGCGUCAGUGUUGGGGUAAAAGCUUUAAAUGCAAGUUCACUGAUGUUGCUAUUAAAGUAGAAGAUAUUCUGUAUGCUGUCGCUAAGCAAAAUAUAGGAAGCGACCGCUCAACCCCAUGCGCUCAGUCACUUUUCGAGAUCUUUUUGGAUGAUUACUUCCAAGAAUUAAAAAUCAAUACAAAAAAUGAAAGUGUUCGAAAUGAAAAUUCGAAAGAAAUCCUUGAACGUAAGAAAAGGCGAUGCAUACGUUGGAAAUUACUGACUGGUGAAAUUAUGUACUUCCAUUCUACCUCCAUUUCUUCCAGUGCUUUCAUUCAAUUAAAAGUUAGGUUCGAAUGGGCUCGAAACUUACUAUUGAGGUUAUUAGGAUCUCCUAAUGAUUCAAUCGUUGAAACCUUUUUGAAGAUAAAAAGUAUACUCAUACAACACAAUAUAUCCUUUGAACUAUUGAACAGUCAUUGCAUGCCUGAUAUAAGUGUCGAUGUAAUUGAUUUUGAACUGUCAAAGUUACAAACGAUUGAGUUUUUUAACACAUUGUUUAUGAAUACCAAAUUACUGGACUAUAAUGCAGUAAUAGAAAACUUGGAACCGGUGUUAUUAUUUGAGAAAUCUGUUUCAAAUGAUAAUCAGUCCUAUCUCAUAUCACAAUUUUUGGUGAAGACUUCUACGGAGUUCCAGAUCCAUCUUUGGGGAUUACUCAGAGAAGCCUUUAACUCUGCUAAUCGACCCUUUGAAUCUCUGCUUUGCUCUUUUUAUCCUUUACGACUUGUCCUCAAAAGACUCGGUUCUGAGCCUUUCAGUAAGCAAAAUGCUGAUCGCCGAAAGGCUGAAUUACUUGGAAUGCUAAAGUUGAUAUCCAACCUUUUACAGGCUAUUUGGCAUCUCAUUCGGAAAAAUUCCGGGCUGUUGGAUGGUCUUUCCUUUGACACUACUUUUGAUAACAUGAAAGUUAUUAUUAUUUAUUUGAAGCUUUUUUCUGUAUACGCCGGUAUAGAUGAUGAUAUCGCUGAUGACAGGAUUCCAAAGCCUCUCAGUCCUGAUUUUGAUUCCUAUGGCCAAAAUGUUAAAGAUACUCUACUAAGUUCUUGGUGUAUAUUUUACAGGCUUUGCGCAAGAUUGUUACAGUUUGAAAAUGUAAAAGUUGAAUCAAAGAAAGUAUUGCCUAACAUAUUAACUUUAAUUCAUGCUCAAUUUUCAUUCCGGGGUUAUUGCGGCUUUGCAAAUGGCUCGUUUUUGGAGUUAUCACAGACAGAAUGUCAAAGAUUGGACGUCUGGGAGAAUGAAAAUGAAAUUCUUCAGUGUGUCUUUUGUCGUUUUGGUUUGAUGAUUGGGAGCGAAUAUUAUCUUCCUCAAGACCAUCAUUCUCCCAAAAAAGAAUUUUCUCGUGAAGAUGCUAUUGCUUUAGUGCCUUUUGUCUUAGGUUUUGCCGUUAAGCGUUCACAUGGAUGGAUAAUGCCUCGAUCUGAUCAAAAACAUGCUUUUGAAACAAUGUGUGAUGCUAUUGGGCCUCCGGAUGAAGAUGUUAUCGAUAUUUAUUUAAACAAAUCUUCCAUUAGUAACUAUCUAGAGACAGAUAUUACCGCAAAGCACGUAAAGUUUUGUCUCAGUGGACGUGAAUUAUUAAAAUUGCAGGAGGUAUCAUCAAAGCAUGUUAGUGAUGCACUUCGUAAUCUAUAUUAUUCUCAAGCUCAGGUACUGCUUGGAUAUUAUAGAGCUAGACUAAAAGGCACCAGAUGUAUAAGCGAAUUAAAUAAAGCCGUCGACUAUGCCCUUAUGGAUUUGUACAUAAACCCCCUCCGACAGGAUUCAUGGUAUACUUGUGCAGUACUUUAUUCUGCUUUGGCCGAUGAAGAGCUAUCAUGGAGCGCAGAUUUGAUUGUCAUGGAUGAAGAGCAAAUUACUGAUUAUCGACGAAAGGCAUUGCUUUGCUUUCUCAUGGCUGUCUCACUUAAAUCCGUUUCAGAUGAAUCUUACAGAUCACAAUUAUACUUCGAUUUUGGGACAUGCUUCUAUUCAACUGCCCGUCCGCCUCUGGAGAUGGGUGGUUUUUGCUCCUUUGAAAGUCGAGUUAUUAGUGGUAGCUCUGGAUUGUUUAGUGUUCCUUUAAAAUCGGUUGAUUUAAAGCAAGCUAUAGCAGUUGCCGCUGAUUUUUUUGAUAAGUCAUUCAGUUUAAAAAAGGAUUGGAAAGUAGCGAUUAUGUUAGCUAAAGCUGUACGUAAACUUGGCGACAUGACUACUGCUCUAGAAUACUUUGAAGAAGCUACCAAAAUUGCCCCUAAGAAAGGUGGAAGUGGUUCUCAACAAACAUUGCUUUUGGAACCUCAUUAUGUACUACUUUCCAAUCUCAGUAAAGCUAUCAUUGAGAAGCUUGUGCCUACUAAAAUUAUAUGUCAAUAUUUAACAAGAAUUCAAUUUCCUCCUAAGAAUAACUCCGAGUUUAUUACCACAUAUGAGAAUGAGGAGGACUUAGAUCCAGAUUUUGUAUUAAAUCAAAUACUUUUGGCAAUUCAAGAGCUUCGUUCGGUUGACAAACAAUCCUGGCAGCAUCGACCAACUUACAGAAUUGCAAAAAUAUUGGAUCACCUUGGUCAGUUUGAAGAGGCUAAAAAGGAAAUGGAAAAGCUGAUAUCUUUUAAGUCCUCAGGAAAAUCUUUAUUAAAUAUUUGGAGGACUUAUUAUGAGCGAGCGGGUCGACAUUUCUACUAUGGCACUGUCUACAGCAAGUUUUUUAUCUCAUUACUUUAUAAAACAAACGAUCAUGGAAAUUUACUUCAAUUUAUGAGAAGGUUCAGAAGGUCUUCUCCUUCAAUUUAUAAUCAUCGGAAUAUCUGGCUUGAAGUUAUAAAUAAAUAUAUUAAUGACUUGUGUGAAACCCACUCUAUUAAGGAAAUAAAAGAAGAACAAAGAGAAGGGAUUCCAAUGAGCGAAUUUAAUAUUGUAUACGAAAAAAUCUCGAAUUUAGGUGAACAACAAUUGUCAUUAAUGAUGCAAGUUUAUGAGCUGCGAAAAUUAAAUAAUGGUCUGUAUCCAACGACGAAGCUUGAUGAUUUCUUAAUAGAUUGCUUUAUGGACCUUUACGAAAAGACUAUGCCGGUUGUCUUAUCUUCAGAUCCUGGUAUUGCAAAAUCCUCGAACGAAAAAAAUGACAUACAAGUUCAAGAAGGGUCCACAAAAAACAAACAAGCAAAUAUCAGUCGUAAGGAACUCAUAUCAAAAAUUGUUCAUUUAUGCCGCCCUUCUAAAGAUUCAACUAAUCGUGAGCUUGCGUCCAAGCCAUCGCAAGCUUCUUUGUCGAAUUCUUCGUCCUUUGUAGAUGCUGGUUCUGAUAAUGAACAAGAAACAGAAGGAAAAUUGGAUCCAGAUGGUUGAAGCCUGUAGACUUCAGUUUAACUAUGUGUCGUAUCAUCAAUUUAUGAUCGUAAAACUGAAAACUAACAGGUUUUAGCUUUUAGAAUAUGAGGAAAAAUAGUUCAUAAUAGAUAGAAAAA
Molecule: messenger RNA, 5287 nt
Organism: Schizosaccharomyces cryophilus OY26
Lineage: Eukaryota; Fungi; Ascomycota; Schizosaccharomycetes; Schizosaccharomycetales; Schizosaccharomycetaceae
Product: HIRA interacting protein Hip3
Exons: 1
Coding region: 297-5168 (1623 amino acids)
Biological process (GO): chromatin organization
Cellular component (GO): nucleus; HIR complex
Molecular function (GO): protein binding; nucleosome binding
Source: RefSeq, a predicted model, not a curated record